This is a messenger RNA of Yamadazyma jaroonii, 675 nucleotides long. The record is from the annotation of a GenBank genome assembly. Lineage: Eukaryota; Fungi; Ascomycota; Pichiomycetes; Serinales; Debaryomycetaceae.
AUGUUAUCAUCAUUCAGAACCACCGCUAGAAGUUUACCAAACUCAAUUAAAUCAAUUACUAGUGUUAGAACUAAAGUUUCCUUACCAGAUUUAGAUUGGGACUUUGGUGCUUUAGAACCACAUAUCUCCGGUCAAAUCAAUGAAUUACAUUAUACUAAACAUCAUCAAACUUAUGUUACUGGUUACAACACUGCCAUUGAACAACACGCUGAAGCUCAAGCUAAAGGUGAAGUUAAAAAAACCAUCGAAUUACAAAAAAACAUUAAUUUCCAUGGUGGUGGUUAUACUAACCAUUGUUUAUUCUGGAAGAAUUUAGCUCCUGAAAAACAAGGUGGUGGUGAACCUCCAAGUUCAGGAUCUGACUUAGCCAAAGCUAUUGAAAGUCAAUAUGGAAGUUUAGACAACUUAAUCUCUGUUACCAACGGUAAAUUAGCCGGUAUUCAAGGUUCAGGUUGGGCUUUUAUUGUUAAGAAUAAAGAAAAUGGUGGUAAAUUAGAUGUUGUUACUACUUAUAACCAAGAUACUGUUACUGGUCCAUUAGUUCCAUUAGUUGCUAUUGAUGCUUGGGAACAUGCUUAUUACUUACAAUACCAAAAUGUUAAAGCUGAUUAUUUCAAAGCUAUUUGGAAAGUUAUUAACUGGAAAGAAGCUGAAAACAGAUUUUUAGUUAACUAA